AUUCGUAUGCUUACGGCCACAACAUGGGCCUCUUCAACUACUACGCCUUCGGGCUCCCUUCAUUCGUCGUCCUCGUGAUCGCACUAUACCUUCUCUUCACUGACUCUGGAGAAGCAUUCAAUGUCGGAAGGUUCUUGGAGGAGUCAAGUCCUUAUGCGUGGGCGAGCACUGGUAUCGGGUUGUGUAUUGGGUUCAGUGUGCUUGGUGCCGGAUGGGGUAUCUUCGUGACGGGAGCUUCAAUUCUUGGUGGAGGUGUGAGGGCACCUCGGAUACGUACGAAGAAUUUGAUUAGUGUCAUUUUCUGCGAAGUCGUGGCCAUCUAUGGAGUGAUCAUGGGCAUCGUGUACUCCGCAAAACUUGAAGCCAUUUCCGAAGAGCUCCUCUACACUCGCGAGAACUACUUCACUGGCUACGCUCUUUUCUGGGGCGGUCUGACAGUCGGCAUCUGUAACCUCCUCUGCGGUGUCUCUGUAGGAAUCACUGGUUCGACCGCUGCUCUCGCCGACGCCGCCGACCCUGCUCUUUUCGUCAAGAUUCUCAUCGUCGAAGUCUUCGGUAGUAUCCUCGGGUUGUUCGGUCUCAUCGUUGGGUUGCUUAUGGUCGGAAGAGCAAGCGAGUUCCAGGGCGCCAAUCUCACAGCGGUCAACAGUACACUCACUGCACCUCUUUUCUGAUUCGCAUUCCGGGCACGCUUGACCUUCUGCGCCUAUCAGGGCUCAUUUGAACUCGACCGCUCGCCAUGAGUGAUCCACUCUGCUUACCUUUGGAUGGCGUACCAUACCUGAUGUUCUGCAUAACAGCACUUCGCAUCCCAAUAAUGGUCGUGUAUUUAAUACAACAGCAAGCAGUAAAUUCCUUCUACACGUCCGAACAAACAACCGUAUACGCGAGAACAUAAACAUAGUAAGGAUCAUAGUACAACAGUCCGGUAAUAUAGUCCGCAGAAAAGGGCAUAAUUUCACUUCCUACCUACAACGUGAAACAUCCUCAUAAAUCGUUCAUAAGUCUUUACAGCGAGAACAGAACACUUCAUAACGGUGAAAUGGAGGAUGAUGUCGAGUUAACGGCGAACAUUGGAGCUCUCUUCGAAAGGAUUCUCCAUGUACUCCAAUUCCUCUGACUCGUCGUCGCGCGAAGCGCUUCGUUCAACGGCCGGAGGUGCAUCGCGACCCACGAGGGAAACGGGACGUUUGGGCAAGAGACCUAUUCUCCCUGUGUCGAUAUUGCCAGAGUUGGUGGUCGGAGGUGGUGGAGUGCUACCCGUGUCGACGAGAUCAUAUCCUGUGACGUUAUGCGCAGGGGCAGGUUGAGCAUUCGCAGGGGGUGAUGUGGGUGUGGGCAUUGAUGAGCUGUGGGUACUGGGCGGAAUGUUGGAGUAAGUAUUCACGUCAUUAGACGUAGAACGCCUGCUCUCGUAGGGCGCGUUGUUGGAGGCGUAGUACGCCUGUUGCGAGUGGCGGUCGAGACCUGAUGGGGAUCCGCCGGAAGGUGCGCCCCAUGAGGGCUGAGUACCAGUCUGAGAGGACCCUUGUCCGUUGUUUCUCGACUGGUCGAACUCCUGUACCUUCGCCUUCACCUUGGAGACAAUGGAGGUGAAUGUGCGCUUCCCGGAUUCCGCAAUCUUGUUAAACUGCUCCUGCACAUCCGUCAUUGUAUCCCUCUGCAUCCCCGGCGCACCCUGAUUAGGAGACUGCUGCUGUUGCCUCGAUCCUGUUUGAGGAGCCCAUCCGUACUGGUCUGUCUGACCAUGUUGUGCACGGCUCUGCUGCCGCAUCUGUUCCCGCCGAUGCAUAUCCUCCUCCUCGAGCAUCAGUUGACGAGCGAAGUCCUCAUCCAGCUCUGUUUGAGAACGAGGUCUUGCAGUUUCAGGUUCUUGUGGUCUUUCGGUAGGGACGUAGUCUGGGUCCGUCAUACCCAGCAAAGCAUCCACCGCCCGAUCCUGAUCUCCCCCGACCGAGUCCAACACAUUCUGUAAAAACUCAGCAUCAAAGUCUGGGAACAUAGCAUGAAGCGUAGCGAUUCUGGGAUCCGCAAACUCAUCAUCAUGAUUCUCCUGUGGUCGCUGAGGCAGCUGAGGGGUGCCCUGCCCUUGUUGCGUAGGCCCACUAUUCUGAGCGGUGGGAGGUGGGCCUGAAGGAGGCGCGUAUGUCGCUUCCGCUGUCGAAGAUUGGGGAGAUGUCGUUGUAGCGUGAGUCGGGUUAUCGAAUGGAUCUAGAGAGGCAUGCUGGGGUUCCUGCGGGGGUGGAGACAUCGGCAGUGGAAUACCUGCUGGGUUGGACGGUACACCAACAGGGGUAACGCUGCUCGAAGUAU
Stereum hirsutum FP-91666 SS1 is the source of this 2313-nucleotide messenger RNA. RefSeq names its product vacuolar ATP synthase proteolipid subunit. NCBI's taxonomy places the organism in Eukaryota, Fungi, Basidiomycota, Agaricomycetes, Russulales, Stereaceae. Gene Ontology annotation, cellular component: proton-transporting V-type ATPase, V0 domain. Gene Ontology annotation, molecular function: proton-transporting ATPase activity, rotational mechanism. The record is from RefSeq and is a predicted model, not a curated record. Bases 24 to 674 code for a protein of 216 amino acids. Gene Ontology annotation, biological process: proton transmembrane transport. The transcript has 13 exons.